AUGCAAUCUAAUAAUGAAGAAUUGCAGGACGAGGAAAUGCUAGAUGAUUUAGAAGAUGAUUUGGAAUUAUUGGAGUAUCAGAGAUCGAGAUCGACUCCAAAGAUUGUAAUCUAAGAGUUUGAAGAAGAUGAUGAAACACUCGAGCAAAAAGUAGCUAACAAAAAGCAAAAGAAAGAAAUGUUUACUCAGUUUUACGAAUCUCACUUGAAGGCUAAACUCGAAGUGCCCAGGGAAUAUACUAUGGCUGAUUUGGAAGAGCACAGCAAGGAAAAUAAUUGCUGGACAGCUAUUGAUGGGAAAAUAUAUAACAUUGCCCCCUUCGUCCACAUGCAUCCUGGCGGCAAAAAGAUUCUCAGAGCUGCUGGGAAAGAUGGAACAGAGAUUUUCAGAAAAUAUCAUGAAAAGAUGAAAAUUGAUGAAACAGUAGUAGGUCUGUUGUUUGAAGGAUACCUUAAACUUUGA
Messenger RNA from Stylonychia lemnae, 462 nucleotides. NCBI's taxonomy places the organism in Eukaryota, Ciliophora, Spirotrichea, Sporadotrichida, Oxytrichidae. The record is from the annotation of a GenBank genome assembly.